Molecule: messenger RNA, 1350 nt
Organism: Anopheles coustani
Lineage: Eukaryota; Metazoa; Arthropoda; Insecta; Diptera; Culicidae
Product: fibrinogen-like protein 1
Exons: 3
Coding region: 1-1350 (449 amino acids)
Source: RefSeq, a predicted model, not a curated record
AUGAGGCACCUGCAGCUGCUCCUCUUUGGCACGGUGCUGUUCGUGCUAGCGAUGGUGGCUUUUGGUGAGCCGAUCCAUAGCCACCACCAUAACCAUCAUUUGCUCCAUCACAAAAAGAAGCACAACCAUCAUCAUCAUCACCACAAGGGAGUGUACGGGUUUGGUGAUCCGUUUGCGUCGAAUGGUCGUUGGCUACCGGAGGAGGAUGCGACGUGCAAUUGUGGCUUACUUAUGCAGAAGAUCAAGCGACUGCGCGAGAAGGUGAUGGUGGUACUGAACAAGUUCGAUAAACUGCUGAAGGUGCAGGUUGAUCUGCGGCAGAUCAAAAAUCUGCUAAAGAACAUCGAUCUCUCGCUGACGACGCUGGGAGGCUUUUUGGCCAGCAGCGAAAGCCAGAUGGAGGUACUCGGCGAGCAGACGUGGCUAAUUUCGGUGGCAUUCAGUCGCGCCAAGGCCGGCGUAGUGCAGCUUAUAACGAAAGAGAACCUGGUAGACUUUCUUGGCACGGUAAAGUCCUCGACCGAGAGCCCGGUGCUGGAGGAGCUGGAAGAGAUCACCUACCCGUCGUGUCAGGAUCAUCGGAUCGUGAAGACGGGCGUAUACAAGAUCUCCGUCAACGUGACCAAGAGCAUGUACGUGCUGUGCAGUUUGGACUUUGGCAACAACGCGUGGACGGUGAUCCAGAACCGCUACGACGGAACGGAGAAUUUCUUCCGGCCGUGGAACCACUACAAGCAAGGGUUCGGUUAUUACGGCUAUGGUGAGUACUGGUUGGGACUGGAGAACAUCCACUCGAUGAUGGCGGGCCGUGAGCACGAGCUGUUGAUCCUGCUGGAAGACUUUGAUGGCAAGUUCGCAUACGCCAAGUACAAGUACUUCCGCGUCGACGCGGAGAAGGACGGCUACAAGCUGUCCAAGCUGCACCAUUACGUCGGUACGGCGGGUAACUCGCUGCAGGACUCGGAGGGCAUGAUGUUUACCACGUACGACAGGGACAACGACAAGGCGGCCGAGAACUGUGCCGAGAAAAACCACGGUGCCUGGUGGUACAAGGCGUGCGGUGAUACUAACCUCAAUGGAGCGUACCGGAAGGAAUACUCGCACGAUCAGUCCGGUCUCUUCUGGAAGGAGUUCCGCGGGGUUAACUACAGCCUGAAGCGGACCCGCAUUAUGAUCCGAAGCAGAAAGGACCAUCACCACCAUCAUCAUCAUCGCCAGCAGGGUUGGGAUCCUCACAAGGGCUAUCACAGGCUGGAGGGGGAGUACGACACAGCCGAUGAAUCCGUGGAAGAUGAGCUGAUCGAUGACGAUGAUGACUUCGUUCCGACCUCUUUCGAGAAAGCUCAGUAG